AUGUCUUACGCAGAAGCCGCGGCCAAAGGCCCUAAACAAACACCAGAGGAGGUAUGCGAUCUGACUGACCGGCUCCGACGUAGGCGACUAUUGACUGACUCUCCACAACGCAGUCGCGCCCCUAACCCACCACGAACCUAUCUGAGUGAAACAGCGGAAAGCACCGCCUCCCUAGUUGACGUCGACUCCCCGCAUGUGGUUUCAGUUGACUCGGAUUUCCUCAACCAGGACGUGAAGACCACUACCCAGGCUGAUCGUUUAGAAAGAGAGGCACAGGAGAAAGAGGAGCGGAAAGAGCAGGCAAAGGUGGAGAAGGCGAAAGCGAAGGCUACACGCGCCGGCCAUGUCGCCAAGCGCAACCCUGUCUUCCUCGGAAAUGCCGUGCUGUACGCGCUGGUCGGUGCUGCGCUCGGAUAUGGCGCAUACAGGAAGCAUGCCGAAGGCAAGCUCUCGUGGAAGCUUGUUGGAACAUGGACUGGGAUCGUUGGAGCCUUCAGUACGGUCGAUUACUUUGUCAGCAAGUGA
Messenger RNA from Aspergillus viridinutans, 525 nucleotides. RefSeq lists its product as uncharacterized. Gene Ontology annotation, cellular component: mitochondrial outer membrane. The transcript has 3 exons. The coding region runs from base 1 to 525 and encodes 174 amino acids. The record is from RefSeq and is a predicted model, not a curated record. NCBI's taxonomy places the organism in Eukaryota, Fungi, Ascomycota, Eurotiomycetes, Eurotiales, Aspergillaceae. Gene Ontology annotation, molecular function: nascent polypeptide-associated complex binding.